Messenger RNA from Malaclemys terrapin pileata, 762 nucleotides. Its product is annotated as interferon alpha-inducible protein 27-like protein 2A. Gene Ontology annotation, biological process: apoptotic signaling pathway. The transcript has 4 exons. NCBI's taxonomy places the organism in Eukaryota, Metazoa, Chordata, Testudines, Emydidae. The coding region runs from base 32 to 511 and encodes 159 amino acids. Gene Ontology annotation, cellular component: mitochondrion; membrane. The record is from RefSeq and is a predicted model, not a curated record.
CACCAGGCGACGGACAGCACGCGUGUGCGGCAUGCUACGUACAUGUGUCUUACGGGCCUGCUAUGCUUGGGAAGAACCAGAUGUGGGAGAAUGGGGCAGCUUGGCGGCACCAGGGUAUUUUAAUAGGAUCCAGUUUGUUCGCCUUCCCCUGGGGCAGGAAGACAGGAGCGCCCAGAGUCAUUGGAGGACAGUGGUUUGGGAAUCCAGCAGCAAAGCAAAGAGAGCAGCAAUUGGAGCAGGUGUCGGAAUAGGAGUUGCCGUCAUUGGGGCCCCAGUAGCAAUCUGGGCAGCAGGCUUCACUGGAGCAGGCAUUGCAGCCGGGUCGAUCGCUGCCAAGAUGAUGUCAUCAGCUGCCAUCGCCAACGGAGGAGGAGUGGCUGCUGGGAGCCUUGUGGCAACGCUGCAAUCAGCGGGUGCUGUAGGACUCUCGCUAGGUGCUAAAGUUGGGCUGGGCACUGCACUAGGAUCUGUAGGGGCAGCUGUUGGCUCCUGGUUCUCUAAGGAUAAAUGAAAGCUAUGCAAGUCCUGCUGGCAUCUGAAGUAGACACUGACCAGUCCUGGAAACCCUUAAGCUGCAAAGCUGGGCCCAUGCAGCAAGCUAUGUGAUGUGGGGGGGUAAUUACUUCGUUGUUGCCUGGGAAAAGCUACUGCAAACGUGUCACUUGUUCUGCCUUCUCUUGAACGGUUGUUGAGCUGCUCUGAUUAUGGUGGGGGGGGUGUGUGUGUGUGAAAACAAUAAAGCUGGUUUUAAAUGGACAAACG